CAGAGGGCGGGUCACACGUCUUUCGGGUCAACGCCGGAGGUGUGAAACUGUUUCUCAGAAUGGAUUGGAAAGAUGAAUAUUCCUUUAAUUCUUUUGACCUAAGUUGUUUGUUGAAUUCAUUCCCUGGAGACUUGGAGUUUAAGCAGAUCUUCAGUGACAUUGAUGAAAAGCUAGAACAAAAUGCUACAAGCAUAGAGCAUUGCAUUAAAGAAAUACAAUCAGAAGUCAACAAACAAUGUCUGGAUGUGCGACUUCAAACAACAAGCGAUUGCUUGGAAUGGUUUAAUAACUAUAGUUAUAAUUCAUCUAAGUCAUCUUCCACUCUCCAUGGAGAUUUGAUAAUAUUCCUCAAAACAAUGCAAGAUAUGCUGAAGAUUAAACAAAAUCAAGAAGAAAUGAUGUUGGAUUUACUUUGGGACCUGGCCUGUCAGAGCAGCGUUUCACUCCCAUCUACUCUAAGUGGAACAUCUUUCCAUUUCCUCUCCAGAACUUCUCUUCAUUCUGUUGAAGAUCUUUCCUCUACGGAUGAGAAGUCUCUAUGGGAUGACAUAAAACUGCAUCUUCGACGCUUCCUGGUGACCAAAUUACAAAGCCAUAAUGAAAUAAACAAUUCCCAGCAGAAAAUUUUCUUGAAAAAACAGUGCAUACAACGACUCUUGUUCCUUUAUCCAGAAUCUGAAGUUAUAGUCAAAUUCCAAAACAUGCAGAGUAAACUUUUGGCUGAACUUCUGCAAAACUUCAUUCCCUCUUACAGCCGAGAAUCAAAUUUAGACACAAUAGCCCAUGGAUACCAAAGUGCAAUGCUUAAGUUGUACUCCAUGAUAAAAGAGGAUUUUAACAUACUACAUGAAAUUUUAGCUCCAUCCUCAACAUUGAAAUUCAUUAAAGAAACCUACUUGGAUACUGUUACUGAAGAACUGGCAAAAUUUCUUGAAAAAUUUUGUGAGAUGCUGUUUGAAGAAAAAGCUGUCCGUGCGGUUAAAACAAGCAAGAGCUCCAGCAAGCAUAGAGGAGCAGUGCAUGCUUUGGGUUAGUGACAUUUAAGUUUCUGUUCAGUUUAACUCAAGCCUUUGAGAUCAUAAUUUUCUAAGAUUUGGUUAAAUUGCACUGCCAACUUUAAAAUAAACAAAAAUAAAUGUUA
This is a messenger RNA of Echinops telfairi (small Madagascar hedgehog), 1141 nucleotides long. Its product is annotated as KIAA0825 ortholog. The coding region runs from base 60 to 1034 and encodes 324 amino acids. The transcript has 4 exons. Lineage: Eukaryota; Metazoa; Chordata; Mammalia; Afrosoricida; Tenrecidae. The record is from RefSeq and is a predicted model, not a curated record.